AUGCCCCUGGCCGAGAAGCGGGAGAAGAGCUGCGCCUUCGCGCCCAUGAUGAUCGAGGAGGACGCCGCCCUGAGGAACGGCAGCAGGGGGCUCUCGGGCCAGUGGGCGGACGCGGCGGCGGUGCGACCGCGCACCACGGAGCGGCACAUCACGGUGCACAAGCGGCUGGUGCUGGCCUUCGCCGUCUCUAUCCUGGCCCUGCUGGUGGUCACCAUGAUCGCCGUCCUGCUCAGCGUGCGCAUCGAGGAGUGCGGCAGCAGCGGCGGCGGCGGCGACCGCGCGGCGGACGGCCCAGCAGGCAGGGCGGGCAACGGGAGCGCCCCGGCCGCCGCGGGAAGCGCCCGCCUGAACCGUGACCACGCCGGGGAGCUCCCUGGGCGCGGAGGGGUGGAACCGGCGGCGCCAGCAGCGGGAGGCGGGCAGGGCGAGGCGGCGGAGGAGGCGGAGGCGGAGGAGGAGUGGCAGCGGCGGCGGGAGCAGCCGCCCUGGACUCAGCUGCGCCUGCCCGGGCACCUGCGCCCGCUGCACUACAACCUGAUGCUGAGCGCCUUCAUGGAGAACUUCACCUUCAGCGGCGAGGUCAACGUGCAGGUCGAGUGCCUCAACGCCACCCGCUACAUCGUCCUCCACGCCCACCGCAUGCACAUCGAGGCCGUCCGCGUGGCCGAGGACCGGCUGGCCGGCGCCCUGCGCGUCUCCACCUUCUUCCUCUACCCGCAGACGCAGGUCUUCGUGGUCGCCCUCAACCGGAGCCUGGAGGCGCUGCGAAGUUACAACCUCAAGAUCCUCUACCACGCGCCCAUCGAGAACGAGCUGCUGGGCUUCUUCCGCAGCUCUUAUGUGCUCUACGGGGAGAGAAGGUUCCUUGCAGUUACACAGUUUUCUCCUACUCAUGCCAGAAAAGCCUUUCCUUGCUUUGAUGAGCCUAUCUACAAGGCCACAUUCAAAAUCAGCAUCAAACAUCAAGCAACCUAUUUAUCUUUGUCCAAUAUGCCUGUGGAAACUUCGGUUUUUGAAGAAGAUGGAUGGGUUACAGACCACUUUUCACAGACUCCCCUCAUGUCUACAUAUUACCUAGCCUGGGCAGUUUGCAACUUUACAUUCCGUGAGACUACCACUAAGAAUGGUGUUGUAAUACGAUUAUAUGCAAGACCUGAUGCCAUUAGAAGAGGAUCUGGGGACUAUGCUCUGAACAUAACUCGGAGACUAAUUGAGUUUUAUGAAGACUACUUCAAAGUGCCGUAUUCCCUUCCAAAACUAGAUCUAUUAGCUGUGCCUAAGCAUCCAUAUGCUGCUAUGGAGAACUGGGGAUUAAGUGUUUUUGUGGAGCAGAGAAUACUUCUGGAUCCCAGCAUUUCUUCCAUAUCAUACUUACUUGAUGUCACAAUGGUCAUUGUACAUGAGCUAUGCCAUCAGUGGUUUGGUGACCUUGUGACUCCAGUAUGGUGGGAAGACGUAUGGCUAAAAGAAGGCUUUGCUCACUAUUUUGAAUUUGUUGGAACUGACUAUCUUUAUCCUGGCUGGAAUAUGGAGAAGCAGAGAUUUCUGACUGAUGUCUUGCAUGAAGUCAUGCUUCUUGAUGGCCUCGCCAGUUCCCAUCCAGUGUCACAGGAAGUGCAACAAGCCACAGACAUUGACAGGGUGUUCGACUGGAUUGCCUAUAAAAAGGGUGCGGCCUUAAUUCGAAUGCUGGCUAAUUUUAUGGGUCACUCAGUGUUUCAGAUGGGCCUGCAAGAUUAUUUAACCAUACACAAGUAUGGCAAUGCUGCCAGAAAGGACCUAUGGGACACACUGUCAGAGGCACUUAAGAAGGUUGGAAAAUUUGUGAAUAUCCAAGAAGUAAUGGAUCAGUGGACUCUUCAGAUGGGUUAUCCUGUUAUCACCAUCAUGGGAAAUGAAACUGCAGACAACUUCAUAGGAAUCUCUCAAGAGCAUUUUAUUUAUGAUCUUGAUAUUAAAGCCAAGGAUCCCGCUGUUGGAAACAACAGCUACUUAUGGCAGAUUCCAUUAACAAUUGCAGUAGGAAAUACGAGCCACAUCUCAUCAGAGGCAAUUAUAUGGGUGUCUAACAAAUCAGAGCAUCACAGGAUUGCUUCUCUUAAUGAGAGGAGUUGGCUGCUGGGGAAUAUCAAUCAAACUGGAUAUUUUAGGGUUAAUUAUGAUGUUAGAAAUUGGAGAUUGUUAAUUGACCAACUAAUGAAGAACCAUAAGGUCAUCUCUGUCAGUAAUCGAGCAGGUUUGAUCGAUGAUGCGUUCAAUUUAGCCAGAGCUGGCUAUCUGCCUCAGAAUAUUCCCCUGGAGAUUAUAAGAUACCUAUCUAAGGAAAAGGAAUUUCUGCCAUGGCAUGCUGCCAGCCAAGCUCUUUAUCCUCUAGAUAAAUUGCUGGACCGCACUGAAAACUACAACAUCUUCAAUGAAUAUAUAUUAAAACAAGUUGCUUCAAUGUAUCUCAAGCUUGGAUGGCCAACAAAUAAUGUGGACAAAUCCUUUGUUCAAGCUUCCUACCAAGCUUCCUACCAGCAUGAGGAGUUGCGUCGUGAAGUCAUUAUGCUGGCUUGCAGUUUUGGUAAUAAGCACUGCCACCAGCAGGCUGCAACAUUAAUCUCAGAUUGGAUUUCCAGCAACAGAAACAGAAUACCAUUAAAUGUAAGAGACAUCGUCUACUGCACAGGAGUUUCAUUGAUGGAUGAAGAUGUAUGGGAGUUCAUCUGGAUGAAAUUCCACUCUACAAUUGCAGUAUCAGAGAAGAAAAUAUUAUUAGAAGCCUUAACGUGCAGUGAUGAUAGAAAUUUGUUAAACAGGCUUCUUAACCUAUCUCUCAAUUCAGAAGUUGUCUUGGACCAAGAUGCAAUUGAUGUCAUAAUCCAUGUAGCCAGAAAUCCACAUGGAAGAGAUCUUGCUUGGAAGUUUUUUAGAGAAAAAUGGAAAAUAUUGAAUGCAAGAUAUGGAGAAGCAUUAUUUAUGAAUUCCAAACUUAUCAGUGGAGUCACGGAAUUUCUUAAUACAGACAGUGAACUAAAUGAGCUAAAGAACUUUAUAACAGCUUAUGAGGAGGGAUCUGCGGCCUCUUUCUCCCGAGCUGUGGAAACUGUGGAAGCUAAUGUCCGGUGGCAGACACUUUAUAAAGAGGAAUUAUUUCAGUGGCUGAGAAAAUCACUGACCCACUAAUCAGUGUGUCUGACAAAGAUUUAGUACCACUUUUUGCAAGAGGAGACUCACUAUGUGAAAUCCUAAGAACCUGCAACUGGAAUUCCAAUGAAGACAAGUUCCGUUUGGGAGGAUAUAUAUAGAGAGACAUACUAUAUUUUUGCACCAAUCUCCUCAAAACUGUAAAAGACAAGGGAAGAAAAACAAAGUUCUGACAAAGAGAAAAGGUCAUGAACGCUUACAAAACUGAGUCCUUACUGUACCAUGACCAAAUGUGAUAUUAAGUGGUGCAUGUAAAUGUUUCUGUCAUUGCGGGGGUGGGGGGAUCCUUCAGAAUAUUUGUGCAUGUUGUAAGGUCCCUGCCUGUAUCCAGCAUGCUUAUUUAAAGUGUCCAUGUUUUGUAUGUGAAAUUCUGUUACAUCAAAGAUGGGCAUUAUGCAAAAGCACAAAGACUAUGACAAUCAGUGUUGCAAAGACAAGGUAGGAUGGGAAGAAGGAAGUGAAAGCUACAUACAAGCAACAUGUGAUGAUGUGUCAGCUGUACACAUCAUGGGACACUUACGUCAGCACGCCGAUUGUGUCUCAGACUCAGUUACUACUGAAAUGCUAACUCUAUUUUUGAGUUGCAGUGUAUCAUAUAACUUAUAGUCUUAAAUACUUCCUUAUGUAAGUUCCGUACCUAUUGAGAGACAGAUUACUUUCACAAUGUGCUGUAAUUUCAAAGGAGAAUUUUAUUCACCAAUGAUCAGCUAACAACAAAUGUAGCUCUCUGAUCAUAAGUUUAGACAGUCUUCAUGACAGAUACACAAAUACACAUAUUUGAUUGGAUUGAAUCCAUAAAUUACCCAGCUGUGUGAUUUUUCUUCUUUGUGAACUCAGCAAGACAUAUUCAGUAGGUGUUACUCAGCUAGGGUAGUAACAAGUUACGCAGCUGUUGAUGAACAAUGUCAUAAAUACUCAUCAACACUGAAGGGGAGGUUGACAAAAAAGUUACCUGUGGAGAUGUGUUGUGAAAUGGUCUAAACUGUAAUGGACAGGCAAUGCUGUUCCCCUCCCCUCAUCAUCCUGUCAACAUGAGUCUUAUCACAAAUUGAUAGUUAUAAAAAUUAAUGUAUGGUGGCCUAUAUUCAACAUAAUGGGUUUGAUCCAGCACAAAAAUUCUGCUUGCUCUAGAACUCUUGUGCAAGCAGAAGUGCAAGAAAAACACUACACUAACCACAUGCGCUAAGUCAAACUAUUGUAUUUCCACUUGCACAAGACAUUGUGCAAUCAAACCUGGAUUUUCAGGAAAUGAGCCUAGUAGUAUGUUCAUUCUCAGAAUGGCUCCCCAAGGUACAAUGUGUGAAAGGGAGAUGAUUGUUCUUCUUGAAGCCAUGAAAAAAAGAUCUGGAGUUUCUCUGCUCAUGAAGAGCUCUUUACAGAACUCUGUUGAAUACUGGAUCAGAAUAAGGGACAUGAUGAUAGGUCUAGGGUAUCAUAAAAUAAUCCCCCAAGUGCAUUCCCAGUAGAAAUAGCUAAAGGAUGUCUUCAUGGCUCAUCAGGAAAUGUUGCACAAGAUCUCACACAAUUCCUGCCACAGGCAGAGCUAUGCUAAGUAGAUUUCCUUUUGCACAUUGCUGGAUCCAACCCAGUAUCUAAUACUGUACUUUUGUCAUAUAAAGUAUUUUUCAAAGAAGUGAAGCCUCUCUAAACCUUUAAUUAUUUUCUUUCUUACAGUUCUUCAAAGAAUAAUGGGCUUGCUAAGAUGCAAUAGAAUUCUUCCCUGUUGUCUCAUGUUUUUCCAUCUUAGGAACAGUCUAGUGUGGAAAAUAGCUAUUGACUACAGCAAGCAAAGUUUAAGUGCUUUCUAUUAUCCACUAUGUUUAGUUCGCUAUAAUCUUUCUGUGUUCUCUCUCUCCUGAUAUAGAAGUUAAAUGGUCAUAGUCUACAAGGGAAGGAAAUACUUUAUUGGAUAGUUAAUUUUGAAGGAGAGCACAGCUCAAAUAAUAACAUUACAAUAACAGCAACUAGACAUUUUUUCACAUAAUACCGAAUUGGGAGCUUGGCUACAAGCCCAUGUGUAGUACAAUAGCUUGGCUGGUUGGAAAGCUGCCAGUACUGGAUGGAGAGACUGUUUCCAUGGAAUUGUUUUUAUCAAGAGUUGUCCAAAAUAUCUCUAAGUAUUCUAAGCUUUGAGCCCUUUCCAACAUAUAAGGGGGUCAAUAUUAACUGAAGUCAAUAAGGCUGAUGAUCUUUAAUGUUCUUCAUUGAAUGGCCACUAUACGGAGGCCUUCUUUAAAUAAGGAUGGUGGGAUUUAUUGUUGUUACUUGAAAUAGUGUGUGGACUCUAGUAAAGUGUUUGACUCUAGUCAGUAUUUGUAUCUAUUCAAAUGCUGUUCCUUCCUGCAUCAAAGUCAUACAACAUUUAAUCUCUGGAAUUCUCUUUGUAUAUCAAGAGUGACCAAAUUGUAGGUUGGUAACAUCAGCAUAACACAGCUCUCAGGCUGUUCAGUAACAGUUCCAAGGCAAUCUAUAAUAGUGGAAUAGAUAUUUUCUGUUAAAUUCUCGUGCCUGCAGUGGAUAAGACUGAGUAUUGGCAGAUCUCUCUGCUUCUUUGCUGCCAAAUUCAGGCCAAAGAAGCCUAGGCAAUGGAAGAAUAGCCACAGGGAUGGCACAAUAGGACAAAGAAAGAUAUAACAGCCUCGCUAUAAGAUGGGACUGAAGCAGAAACUGUUGGUGAUAUUGGUCUGGAAAGGGCAGCUGGGAAUGGAAACACACAAGAUGAAUUUCACGUGAAGAGCAUUUGAUUGGUCCCACAAUCUUCCCAGGGAAUGGUAGUCUUACUGCCUCCCCUCUACAAGCAACUGGAGGAAAACUGAGCAAAGUGGAUUUUCUUGCAAAGAACAGCCACUUGACUGGAGAGAUUCUCUUUCAAAGAGAUUCUCUUUCAAAAAUCCAUUCAGCUGGUUUUCCUUCAGAAGCUCAGAGACAGGGUGGGGGGGAUGUAACAGGACCCUUCCAGGAGAAGAAGAAUGGGAGGGACUGGGUUUCUAUCUCGCUCGCAAAACACCUUGGCUUUUUUCCUGACUCUUGUUAUGUUGUGCAGUACUCAUUUUUGAAA
Messenger RNA from Eublepharis macularius, 6247 nucleotides. RefSeq names its product thyrotropin releasing hormone degrading enzyme (gene TRHDE). Gene Ontology annotation, molecular function: peptide binding; metalloaminopeptidase activity; zinc ion binding. The coding region runs from base 1 to 3168 and encodes 1055 amino acids. Gene Ontology annotation, biological process: proteolysis; peptide catabolic process. The record is from RefSeq and is a predicted model, not a curated record. The transcript is spliced from 19 exons. Gene Ontology annotation, cellular component: cytoplasm. Lineage: Eukaryota; Metazoa; Chordata; Lepidosauria; Squamata; Eublepharidae.